AUGGCCCACCAAACACAUGCCUACCACAUAGUAGACCCAAGCCCAUGACCAUUAACAGGCGCAGCAGCAGCAUUAUUUACAACUUCCGGUCUCGCCAUAUGAUUCCACUAUAAUUCAAUAUUACUAAUAAUCCUAGGUUUAUCAAUCAUACUACUCACUAUAUUCCAAUGAUGACGAGAUGUCGUACGAGAAGGAACCUUCCAAGGACAUCAUACCCCUCCAGUACAAAAAGGACUACGAUAUGGCAUAAUCCUAUUCAUUACAUCAGAAGUAUUUUUCUUCAUCGGAUUCUUCUGAGCUUUUUACCAUUCAAGCCUAGCCCCCACACCAGACCUAGGAGGAUGUUGACCCCCAACAGGAAUUACACCACUAAACCCAUUUGAAGUGCCCCUACUAAACACAGCAGUCCUAUUAGCCUCAGGUGUAACAAUCACAUGAGCUCACCACAGCUUAAUAGAAGCCAACCGAAGCCAAACCACUCAAGCCCUUAGUCUCACAAUUUUACUGGGACUAUACUUCACAGCAUUACAAGCCAUAGAAUACUAUGAAGCACCGUUCACAAUUGCUGAUGGUGUAUACGGUUCUACAUUCUUUGUCGCAACAGGCUUCCACGGAUUACACGUAAUCAUUGGAUCCACAUUCUUAAUUGUAUGCCUACUACGACAAAUUAAAUACCAUUUCACCUCCACCCACCACUUUGGAUUUGAAGCAGCUGCUUGAUACUGACAUUUUGUAGACGUUGUAUGGCUCUUCUUAUACGUAUCAAUCUAUUGAUGAGGCUAA
This is a messenger RNA of Mauremys reevesii (Reeves's turtle), 783 nucleotides long. NCBI's taxonomy places the organism in Eukaryota, Metazoa, Chordata, Testudines, Geoemydidae. The record is from the annotation of a RefSeq genome assembly.